AUGGCGGAAUUCGUGCGUGCCCAGAUCUUCGGCACAACCUUCGAGAUCACAAGCAGGUACACAGAACUGCAGCCCGUGGGAAUGGGUGCGUUCGGCCUCGUGUGCUCGGCGAGGGACCAAUUGACCGGACAGCCCGUCGCCGUUAAGAAGAUUAUGAAACCUUUCAGUACCCCAGUUUUGUCCAAGAGAACAUACCGCGAACUGAAACUAUUGAAGCACUUGCGCCACGAAAAUAUCAUCAGCCUAAGUGAUAUUUUUAUUUCUCCUCUCGAAGACAUCUAUUUCGUAACCGAGCUCCUGGGUACCGACCUCCACAGACUUCUCACAUCAAGGCCGUUGGAGAAGCAGUUUAUCCAGUAUUUCUUAUACCAGAUCUUGCGAGGACUUAAAUAUGUGCACUCAGCAGGUGUUGUGCAUCGUGAUCUUAAGCCGAGUAAUAUCCUUAUCAACGAGAACUGUGACCUGAAGAUUUGCGAUUUUGGUCUCGCCCGUAUUCAAGACCCCCAGAUGACAGGCUACGUGUCGACGCGAUACUACCGUGCGCCUGAGAUUAUGCUCACAUGGCAAAAGUAUGAUGUGGAGGUGGACAUCUGGAGUGCCGCUUGUAUUUUCGCCGAGAUGCUGGAAGGAAAGCCUCUGUUCCCCGGCAAGGAUCAUGUGAACCAAUUCUCCAUUAUCACAGAGCUCCUUGGUACCCCACCGGACGAUGUGAUUGAGACAAUCUGUAGUGAGAAUACUUUGCGAUUCGUCAAGUCUCUCCCCAAGCGCGAACGUCAACCCCUCGCCACCAAAUUCAAGAACGCUGACCCGGAUGCGGUUGACCUUCUCGAGCGGAUGCUGGUAUUUGACCCGAAGAAGAGAAUUCGCGCGGGCGAGGCGCUGGCGCACGAGUACCUUGCUCCGUACCACGACCCCACCGAUGAGCCUGUGGCAGAGGAGAAGUUCGAUUGGUCAUUCAAUGAUGCUGACCUACCGGUAGACACCUGGAAGAUCAUGAUGUACUCGGAAAUUCUCGACUUCCAUAAUAUCGAUCAGGGUACCGAGGCGAGCCAAGUCGUCGUUGAGGGAGCUGGCGAAGCCCAGCAAAAUUUUGUAUAA
Aspergillus pseudotamarii is the source of this 1098-nucleotide messenger RNA. It is a transcript of the gene sakA, whose product is annotated as mitogen-activated protein kinase HOG1. Gene Ontology annotation, molecular function: MAP kinase activity; ATP binding. Gene Ontology annotation, biological process: cellular response to oxidative stress; protein phosphorylation; stress-activated MAPK cascade. The record is from RefSeq and is a predicted model, not a curated record. The coding region runs from base 1 to 1098 and encodes 365 amino acids. The transcript has 9 exons. NCBI's taxonomy places the organism in Eukaryota, Fungi, Ascomycota, Eurotiomycetes, Eurotiales, Aspergillaceae. Gene Ontology annotation, cellular component: cytoplasm; nucleus.